This is a messenger RNA of Pseudogymnoascus verrucosus, 979 nucleotides long. RefSeq lists its product as uncharacterized. The transcript has 4 exons. The record is from RefSeq and is a predicted model, not a curated record. Lineage: Eukaryota; Fungi; Ascomycota; Leotiomycetes; Thelebolales; Thelebolaceae. Gene Ontology annotation, molecular function: transmembrane protein transporter activity. Gene Ontology annotation, cellular component: mitochondrial outer membrane; mitochondrial outer membrane translocase complex. Gene Ontology annotation, biological process: tRNA import into mitochondrion; protein import into mitochondrial matrix; protein targeting. Bases 82 to 612 code for a protein of 176 amino acids.
GCUACGACAUCAACCAUAACCUUUGUUUAUCCGGAAACCCGCCCCUACAGAGACUACAGUUUGUUUACGCUGUUGUUCAAAAUGGUCCAAACUUCAACAAUUGUCACUGCUACCGUUGGCACAAUUGCCACGGGCCUCGUCGCUUAUGCCAUUUACUUCGACCACCGCCGCAGAACCGACCCAGGUUUCAGAAAGCAAUUGAAGAAAGAGUCUAAGAGACAAGCACGCGCAGCAAAGGAGGAGGCAGAGGCACACACCAACAGACAACGAGAGGCUCUGAAGGCCGUGGUAGAGGAGGCGAAGGAAGAGGGCUUCCCAGUCGAUGUGGAGGAGAAAGAGGCAUAUUUCAUGAAUGAGGUCGCGCGUGGAGAGCAAUUGGCACAAGAUGGAUCCGAUAACCUGGAAGCAGCUCUGUGCUUCUACAAGGCGCUCAAGGUCUACCCGCAGCCGUCUGACCUGAUCACCAUCUAUGACAAGACCGUCCCCAAGCCUGUACUGGACCUUCUCGCAGAAAUGAUCGCAGUUGACCCCAGCCUUCACGUUGGCCCCUUUCAAUCCGGCGGAGGAAGCGAAGGCUCCGACAACGGCAUUCCAGGGGUUGGAUUGGAUUAAAUGCCUCGAAUUCAUCACAACACCUACGACCUCUGAAGAUUCCUCAAACUCCCAGCAAGUCACCUAGGCUCCAUGCGCGUUUCAACCUGAGGUGGGAGCGCUUUGCAGCCUAGAAUCAAACGACUGGGCAUGGAUCUUUGUAUAUCAGCUGUACCUGGCGCCCUUCAUCUUUGUGUCUUAAUUAGUCUCCUACUCCCAUUUUACGAACAACGAGGUAUGAAGAUAUAUCCUGUUUAGCCUUCUGUCAAAACCAAGGGGGGGUCUUGUAUAAAUAGAGUUGGGACUUCGGUGUGGAUAGCGUAGAGUAGCUACCAAUGCGAAGUCAAUUGUUCAUCUAAAUUCAUUACCAUUUACUGGUUUACGGGAG